AUGAAGGCCUAUGCUAAUGUCAUAGUGCUGCCAUGGAUGCAAGCAACUGUACUGGUAACUGCUGCUUCCAUGAUAGGAGCUGGAAUAUGGGGCGCUGUCAGCCUGCGCCAAGAAUUCAGCCCCAUCUGGUUUCUCCCUCGCACAUCGUAUCUGUACCACUGGUUCCAGGCCAUGGACAGGCACUUUCCAAGGGAUGGGGAACUUGGCACUGUCUAUUUCUCCAAUGUAAGUUUACCUAGGGAACUCCCUGCACUUCGCGAUCUUGCAGCUGACCUGCGCACCUCAUCGUACAUUACGCGUGUUGAUGCUUGGUACAGUGUACUAGAUGUCUAUCUCAUGGAAAGUGUUGAUUACUACAAUGUUACACUGACUGAGGAAGUUUUACACGAUGCACUUGGAAUAUUUCUUCAGUCUAAAAGUGGUGCACAGUUUAAUAACAACUUCCUGUUUGAAGAUGAGCUGACUUGUGAGGAUCCUGCACCACCUUUCUCUAUCUUCAAAAUUAACUUUCAGUAUGGAAGGUUAGAAAAUCGAGCCGACCAGCAAGCUGCCAUGAAUCAAGUGAGAGAGAUCGUAUCCUCGGCUAAUAUCUCAGGAUAUCAUGCAGUGUGGGCUCACGUGUACAGCCAGUGGGAAACAGACGCUGCUGUUGGAUCAGAGUUGUGGCGGAACCUGGGUUUGGUUGCCUGCGUGGUAGGGAUAAUGACUCUCCUACUGCUGGCAGCCCCAAGAGCAGCAUUCUUGGUAUUCCUGUGUGUUCUGGCGACUUUGACUGAGGUGGCGGCGCUUAUGCACGUAUGGGGCCUCACCAUAGAUACCGUCACCUGUAUAGCAUUAGUACUUGCCAUAGGCUUGUGUGUGGAUUAUGCUGCACAUGUUGCACAUGCUUUCUUAGUGGUGACUGGGAGCAGGCGUGAACGUGUGCAAGCAGCAGUAGAAGGCGUUGGACCUGCAGUGUUGCACGGAGGCUUCUCAACACUGUUAGCCUUUGUCAUGUUAUGCCCUUCUGACUCCCACCUCUUUAUCUCUUUCUUUAAAAUAUUCAUUGGUGUUGCUAUUUUUGGACUUUUUCACGGCCUUGUCCUCAUGCCAGUCCUGCUGGCCCUCAUAGGGCCGGAACCCUACCCCGAUUACAAUAGUCCAAGCCCACCGCUGACUGCCGUGCACGUGGUCACUUCACCAAAAACAUGUCAUGCGAAGCAAUCUGCUCAAGAGGAACACGCCUUCCAAACUAAUAUAAGUAACGGAGAAGAAAAUGGAGUAAUACUGAAAACAGAUAAGGGGAACAGUACUCUCUCUACCUCUCAGCCAGAUCCCAUUUCCCUGCAGAGUCACCGCGGUACCCACCCUAAGGUUAUACAUGGCAUCGCAAUUGAAGAUGCUAUCUCUUCCCCGAAGAUGCAAGAUGAAAAUAACGCCAUUAAUUUUUUGGUAAGACACUCUCAUCGUCGUUCAAGUGCGAGAAAUAGCAGUCAUUCCAAAGACAAAGAUGUAACAGAGCAUGAAAGAGAUAAUUAUGGCUUUGAGCCGGAUACCUAG
Penaeus indicus is the source of this 1539-nucleotide messenger RNA. Its product is annotated as protein patched homolog 1-like. Lineage: Eukaryota; Metazoa; Arthropoda; Malacostraca; Decapoda; Penaeidae. Gene Ontology annotation, cellular component: membrane. The transcript has a single exon. Bases 1 to 1539 code for a protein of 512 amino acids. The record is from RefSeq and is a predicted model, not a curated record.